Messenger RNA from Dalotia coriaria, 3068 nucleotides. RefSeq names its product long-chain-fatty-acid--CoA ligase 6. Gene Ontology annotation, molecular function: long-chain fatty acid-CoA ligase activity. Lineage: Eukaryota; Metazoa; Arthropoda; Insecta; Coleoptera; Staphylinidae. Gene Ontology annotation, cellular component: endoplasmic reticulum; membrane. The record is from RefSeq and is a predicted model, not a curated record. The coding region runs from base 511 to 2583 and encodes 690 amino acids. Gene Ontology annotation, biological process: long-chain fatty acid metabolic process. The transcript has 7 exons.
GCGCAUCGCAUGCACAUGCCACCGAAGCGCGCUCCGGCGAGAUUGUAAUUAGUCCGGCUCCCGAGAAAACAACCUCCAACUCAUCGGGCGCGCGCUCCACGCGACUACACACGGACUCCUCGCGCCGUCGUCUGUCUGAACUUUGCAUUCUGUUAUCGGCGGGCGCGCAGUGUGCGACGCUGGGCGAAUAAAAAUAAAAAUAUUCACGCAUCGGUAGCAGUACGCCACAGAACGCACACGACUCACGCGACCGACGGCCGACGUGGAACACAACACGCGACGAGAGACGCGUUCGUUCGUUCUGUGUGUUUAAGUUCUCUUGUGGUUUUUUUUUUUUGGUUUCUUAUUUUUCCUUCGAGCGCGAAGAGAACAUUCAGUUGCCUACGCGCUACACCGCGUAGCCCACUUGGCCGGUGAGACUCGCAGGCGAGGAAGCCGCCGCGCCGUCGGAAGCCCCCAGCUCAGUGCGCGGUUGUGAUCCAGUGCGAUAGCGACACCAAAGAACACAGAAUGCAGCAGAUGCGCAACAUCGUGGAGGACAUGGAGCAGUACCUGCACUACAUCGGCGGAGGGGCGGGCGCGCUCGCCCUUACCGGUGUCGCCGCCGCCUCCGCCUUCUACCUAGCCAGCAGGCCCUCGUCAGAACGAUUGCUUUGGCCCAACGAAGAUCAGACUAUUAUCGAGGGUUCGGAGCUGAUUCGCGUCUCGCGUUUCUCCAAGGACUGCAAGGACGGAAAGUUCCUGAAGUAUCUCUACGAGGACGCCCAGACGCUCUACGAGUGCUUUCGACGCGGCGCGAAGGUCUCCAACAACGGGCCAUGCCUAGGCUAUCGGGAGUCAUACUCCAAGCCCUAUCAAUGGAUCCACUACAACGAGACGCUGCUGCGCGCGAAGAACUUCGGCUCCGGCCUUGUCUCGCUCGGGCUGCAGCCGGGCCCGAAUACAUUUAUCGGCAUCUAUUGCCAAAACUCGCCCGAGUGGAUCCUCACCGAGCAGGCCACUUACUGCUACAGCAUGGUACUUGUCCCACUGUACGACACCCUCGGCCCCGACGCCUGUGCCUUCAUCAUUAAGCAAGUGGAUAUGAGUGUGGUCGUGGUGGAUGACGACGCCAAGUGCAACCUGCUCUUGGAGCGUGCCCCAAAAUGCCUGCGUAAGGUGAUUGUGGUGAAAGAGGUGCGCGCUGCGACGAAACAGCGCGCAAAGAAUCGCGGUGUGGAGAUUCUACGCUUUGCCGACGUGGAAACGCUCGGUACCAAGCAUAACCAUCCCGAGCUGCCGCCGAAACCCUCCGACCUGUGCACCAUCUGUUACACGAGUGGUACCACCGGUAACCCGAAGGGUGUGAUGCUGACGCAUGAGAAUGUCGUGGCGUCGAUUGCGGGUGUACUUCUUCAGAUGGGCGACCAUCGUCUGCGCACGGACGACGUGCUCAUCUCGUUCUUGCCCUUGGCGCACAUGUUGGAGCGCUGUUGCGAGAACUCCUGCUACAUGGAAGGCGGUGCAGUCGGCUUCUACUUGGGAGACAUACGCCGCCUGUCCGAUGAUAUGAAGGCCCUGCAACCGACGGUCACUCCGGCCGUACCACGACUCCUCAACCGCAUCUACGAUAAGAUCCAGAGCGAGGUGAACCGCUCGUUCGUCAAGAAGAUGCUUUUCAAUAUGGCGAUGAGUACCAAGGAGAAUGAGCUGAAGCGCGGCGUGCUGCGUAAGAACAGUUUCUGGGAUCUGCUGGUGUUCCGCAAGGUGCAAGAGGGUAUGGGCGGACGACUGCGUAUGAUGCUGGUGGGCUCAGCGCCGCUCGCUGAAAACGUGCUGACAUUCACGCGCUGCGCGCUUGGGUGUCUCGUGAUCGAGGGCUACGGACAGACGGAAUGUUGCGCGCCCAUCACGCUCACCGUUCAGGGUGACCAUACGCCCGGACAUGUUGGUCCGCCGGUUGCCUGUUGUUGCGUUAAACUUGUCGAUGUGCCUGAGAUGGAGUACUGGGCGCGCAAUAAUCAAGGUGAGAUUUGUGUCAAAGGCACCAACGUCUUUGCCGGCUACUAUAAGGAUGCCGAGCGCACGCAGGAGACCAUCGAUGAGGGUGGUUGGCAUCAUACUGGUGAUGUCGGUAUGUGGCUGCCCAACGGCUGCUUGAAGAUCAUCGAUCGCAGGAAGCACAUCUUCAAGCUGUCGCAGGGCGAGUACAUUGUACCAGAGAAGAUUGAAAACAUCUACAUUCGGUCGCAAUACGUCCAGCAAGUGUUUGUACAUGGAGAGUCUCUGAAGAGCUGCAUAGUGGCGAUUGUUGUGCCGGAUGUGGACGUGAUCAAGUGCUGGGCACAGGAGACGGGCAUCCCCGGCACGUUGAGCGUGCUGUGCGCGCACCCAGAGGUCAAACAGCUCAUCAUGGACGACAUGAUUACCUGGGGCAAGGAGGGCGGUCUUAAGUCAUUCGAACAGGUGAAAGAUAUUUACUUACAUCCGGAUCCGUUCAGCGUGCAGAACGGCCUGUUGACGCCAACGCUGAAGUCGAAGCGGCCUCAGAUCAAGUCGUACUUCACGCCCCAGUUGGAGGACAUGUACAAGAAAUUGACGUAAUAGGAAUUCAAUAAAUUUUCAAACCGUAGGUGUCAGCCGCGGAGCGCCGCGCUGCAGGGGGACUUAACAUAAACCUUUACUAAUACUAAAUAUUAAAAUGACAGUUGAAAAUUGCAAACUAUUUGAGAGUUCGAUACCUGAAUUACAGGCUAAACCAUUGAGGAGGGCGAAAUGUACCGCACGCUGAUAAGGUGUUGAGAUUGCAAGCAAAAAAUGGGUCAAUUAGUGAGCUUGAAAAAGUCAAGUUUUGUUUUUGUGUUAUUGUUACUUAAUCUUUACGUUGUUCGUUUUCGUUGUGGUUUCUUUGUGAGGGCGCACGAGGACGAUGACGUGAACAUGAAGACAAACGAUUUACUUACUUAUAAAUGCAUUCUAGACAAUUUUAGACUAUACGAUACGAUUAGGUUUAAUUGAUUGUAGCAAAAGGAUAGCACCGCCACCGUUAAUUUAUGUUGUAUGUCAAUAAAUUGUUUUCAAAAAACCAA